AUGUCGACAAAUUCAACCUCAGCAGCACCCCAGUCGGCAGCAGCAUCGUCGGCCCAACGAACAGCCGAGGCCAAAAGAGCAUUCGCGGCGUCUCUGGCCGCCGCGGGUUCGAGUCUCGAUGCCGAGUUGGAAGCUCGCGCGAAGACAAUCCACUCGAAUGCCAAAGCAUUAUCGGAGCAAGAAGAUCAGCUUCGCAAAAAAUCGGCGGCCGUGGCUAAAGAUGCCGAUUCUCUAGAGAAGCUCUUGAAAAAGACCAAGGAUACAAUGGAGGGUUUCGGUGAUCUAGGUAGUAUGUUGGCUGACCUGGAGGCUGACAUGGUCACUAUGGAGGAAACUCUGCGCCUAGCUGAGGAAACCGAGCAGGAGACCCAAAAUAACGAGUACCAGGAUGCACCGUGAUAUGUCCACGUAUGAAGGAUGGGGCACUGCGCAAGCAUUUACGACUUCAGACGAUAACUCCUUGAAUUAAUGAG
Messenger RNA from Exophiala oligosperma, 473 nucleotides. RefSeq lists its product as uncharacterized. NCBI's taxonomy places the organism in Eukaryota, Fungi, Ascomycota, Eurotiomycetes, Chaetothyriales, Herpotrichiellaceae. The coding region runs from base 1 to 399 and encodes 132 amino acids. The transcript has a single exon. The record is from RefSeq and is a predicted model, not a curated record.